Molecule: messenger RNA, 2180 nt
Organism: Ostrea edulis (European flat oyster)
Lineage: Eukaryota; Metazoa; Mollusca; Bivalvia; Ostreida; Ostreidae
Product: reticulocyte-binding protein homolog 2a-like
Exons: 3
Coding region: 194-1150 (318 amino acids)
Biological process (GO): regulation of microtubule polymerization or depolymerization
Source: RefSeq, a predicted model, not a curated record
GUCCUUAGCAACAAGGUAACACCAUAUCGCUCUGUUUAUUACGUGUUACCUCUGGGGCUAUUCAAACAAGAAUUGGAUUGUUGUUAAUCAUCAUUGGAUUCGACAUAAAUAUUUAUCGGAAAAGAAAAUUCUCUUUAGCCAUUUAAAAAGACUAAAAAACUCCAGAACUUCAUUCAGUACUAUCACCGCCACCAUGGGAUGUAAACAAUCAAAAGGCACAAUUCGAAUCCAACCUGUUGGACCGGCUGAAAUUCGGCGGGACAACUCUAAACUGAAGAAAUGCGCCAGUGACAUCAACAUUGAGAGAGACCUCAACUCCCGGCCCGGGAAAAAGAGCGGAAUGCGUCGGACGAAAUCCCAGAAAUCGACUGGGAGUCACCUGACGGGGUCUUGUGCUAGUCUGGAUUCUCAGCUCUCCCACUCAGACUCUCCCCGGGGACAGAGCGCCUCUUCCAAGGUAUCCAAACACAGCGCCGACUCCGGGCUCGGGGAUGAGUAUGCCCAUGUGAUCACCGAAUUUUCCCACGAGAAUGAAAUCCAGAGAAUUGAGGAGGAAUUCCAGGAAAACGACGGUCUCGACUUAGGAAUCUCAGGGAUGGCAAUUCCGAUGAGAACCAGUGCGAAGGAUCGGGAGAGGAUGCAGGAGGCCAUGAUCAUCCAAGCCCUGAGGGAGGAGGGCCUUAUUUCUCGUCCCCAGGCCCAAGGCGCUUCAGGAGUCAGUUUUGAGAUCACAGCAGAGGGGGCCAUGAUGAGUAGACCGCCCCCGAGACUUGAAAAAUUGGAGAAAAGGAGAAAGAAGAAACGGGCAUUAACCGAAGACGAGAUACGAGAAAAACUAGAGAGGGCGGAGAGCAGAAAGAGAAGGAAAGAACAGGAACGCUUAGAAAAAAUCAAAGAAAAGGAAAAGACAAACACAAACGAGGCUCUGGAAGCGUUUGCGCAGAUGCAACGUGAAAAAGAGGUGCAAGUGAUCAAAAAACUAGACUCGGUUUCCGACAAUCGUGAAAAACUGCUCAGGGAAAAGCAACAGAGGCUGAAGGAAAGGCAGAGACGGGCCGAACUUGUCCGACAACGAAAACAACUAGCCGCGAUCGAGGGGAAUGAUCAAGUUGACACCAUUCCAACCGGAAAUCAACUAGAUCGAUCGUAAUUCCGCAGUUAAUGUUAGUUAUUUACAUCUAGUCUUUUUAUUUGAUACACUGGUUCAGAAUGAGUGUGCGGAUAGAUAGGAAUUUUUGAAAGCAUAAUAUUUAUUGAGAAAGAUGUAGAGAUCAGUCCGGGCAUUGUCCCAAACGUGUUUCGCUUCUUGGACAAAUUUAUCAUUAUUAUCAUUAAAUUGUUAUCAAACUAAUAGUCCUCUUCGGCUUGGCUGGUAGGGGACUAAUAACUACUAUUCCUCCGACGAAAAAGGACCAAUGAUGGAUUUAUGUUUUUUGUAGAAGUCUAUCAGUAUUAUAUAUUGAUAUAAUUAUUGUGUCUAUUGAUAUCAGCCUUGUGUAUUGAUGAUAUCAGUAUUGUAUUUAUUGAUAUCAGUAUUGUGAAAUGAUAUCAACAUUGUCUAUUGAUAUCAGUAUUGUGUUUUGAUAUCAGUAUCGUGUAAUGAUAUCAGCAUUGUGUAUUGAUGAUAUCAGUAUUGUAUUUAUUGAUAUCAGUAUUGUGAAAUGAUAUCAACAUUGUCUAUUGAUAUCAGUAUUGUGAAAUGAUAUCAGUAUCGUGUAAUGAUAUCAGCAUUGUGUAUUGAUGAUAUCAGUAUUGUGUUUUGAUAUCAGUAUUGUGUUUUGAUAUCAGUAUUGUGUUUAUUGAUAUCAGUAUUGUGUUUUGAUAUCAUUAUAAGAUUGUAUAUUCUUGUCAGUAUUCUGUAUUUACAUCAGUGUCAGUAUUUUACGUGUAUCACGGUAUUUAUUUAACCCUGAUUAAUUCUACAGUGAUGUGGAAUGAUGAUCCAGUAUUACUAGGCCCGGUAAGCCAGUUUGUUUUGAUUGUGAUAUAAAGUUUAUAUAAUCAGAUGUUAUAAGUCUAUUUUAAUGGCGUUGUUGAAGUCUGAAUGUUUUCUUCAGGGUUUGUUAAACAGAGUUAAGGGAAAACUUCAGACUGCUAUUUUGAUUUAGAACAUGUAUCACGUGACGUCCCUGGGAUUUCAUCAGAUGACGUCACGUCAAUAAAUUCAUUAUCAAAAUUCA